AUUCUAUAAUAAUCUAUGAAAUCUCGAUAAAUUAGAACAUACCGAAGUAAUCGGUAAUAUUAUUGUUAUUUAAUAAUAGUAAAUAAGUAAGACAACUAACCUCUAUAAUAAAUAAAUAGUAGCUAAGUGUGUAUUAAGAAGUGCCUAGUAUCAUUUUUUUAUACACUUUUUGAUUUUGUUUCCUGGUACGUGUAUAGAACCUUAUAAAAUGGCUAAGAAGAAAAGUUUAAAACGCAAAGUUAAGAAAACUGCAUCUGCAGUUUAUAAACAAGAUGUAGAUCAUAAACAAGACGAAGUAAAAUCUGAUAUUUCUGUAUCGAAAAUUACUCUUGAGCCUUCCAAUUCCGUGAGCCAAACUGUUUUAUUAAAACUAUGUAGAUUGUGUGAGAGCAAGGACGGGCCAUUUGUAGAAAUGUUUGAUGCAGAAACGGAACUAGCUAAGAAAAUUGAUGAUAUAAUGCCAUUUGUGAUUGCUGAAAAUGAUGAUUUACCUCAAAGAAUUUGUUUCCGAUGUUCAGCUAAAGUUGAAGAGGUGUAUGAAUUUGUACAAAGAUGUGUUAAAACUCAAGAGAAAUUUCAAGAGGCCGCAGGGAUAAAGGUAGUUCUAAAACGAAAACAAUAUAGUUAUCGAUCAGCUUGGGAGGACAAGUUAAAUGAACGUAAUAUUUCUAAUGAUGAUGUAUGUAAUGCUCUCAUUCUAAAGGCUAUUGAAGGUAUCAGGAAUUUACCUAUCAAACCUUCCGACGAUAAGUGUCUCAAAGAAGAUAUUUAUAAGAACAAAGAAGGUUCUAAAGAAAUAAAUAAGCCUAUUGAAAUUCAAGGAAGUGAUAAUAAAACUCAAUCCGAUUCCUCUGCACCAAAAAUUGCUGAAACACCUAAGGAUACUGAAAAGCAAGUUCUGAAAAUAAAUACAUUUUGUCUAGAUAGUGAUCGCCCUACAGAAAAUUCAGAAGAUGUUAAACCAUUCAAUAUUAUGGAUCACGUAAGCAUGAUUAAAGUGAAUGGCGUAGGUGUUUUAUUUCAAUGCAAGUUAUGCAAUCGUAAUUUCUUAAUAAAGGAAGUUGUAAUGAAUCACAGGUGUGCUAAAAACGGUGGCAAAAAGAUUGCAGAAGAAGAAAAAACAGUUGCGCCUCCGCCACCAAAAGUUCCUCUUAUUAAAUAUAUUAAUACUAAACUACAAACAGAAAUAAAAACAUCUGAAACAAAAUCCAAGGAAUGUUUAGGUAAAGUAAUCAAUAGCACUCCCAUAAACGUAGAUGAUGAUGAAGAUGACAAACCUUUAGUGCCUCAGAAGCCUAAACGUAAAAUAGGUCCAGCUAGCAAAAUAAGGCAACUUGAAAACUUACAGUCAGCUCAAACAUCAUCAGCUAAACAAGAAAAUCAAUUACUACAAUACACAUCUCAGAUACCUAGCCCGGAAACCUUAGUUGCGGCACCUACUGUUCAAAUGCCAAAUUCUGUACUGUACCCGAAUAGUCGAUUUAAACUUGUUCCAGGACCAAAUAAUUCCUUUAUGUUAGUUGAAGAUAAACUUGAAGAUAUUCCUGUAUCGGAAUCAGUAACCAACAAAUCAACUACUAUUGAAAAAAUCAAUAGUUUGCAAACAUUAACAAUUAAAAGUGGACCCAAAUCUAAAAGAACUACAAUAAAAACGAAUGUAAACCAACAGCAACCAUGUUCUACAGAACAGCCGUAUCCAGUACGAUUAAUCAAAUCCGGAGUUGCCUGUCAUUCCGAUUCUCUCUCAUCUUCUGAAACCACACCAGCCAAAAAACAGUCUUAUACAAUAGUUCAAACUGGUAAUCCCAGCAAAUUACUCAUAUCCACAAAAUCUCACCCAGCUGACGAGGUUCCCACUAAGAGAUUAAAGCAAACUGUAAGAGAGAAUUCAUUUUCUGGUCCAUCAGAGAAUACACAAAAAUGUUUCACAUUUAUAAACGUAGAUCCUACUACACAACCUUCUUAUGUUUUACCAACGGGGAGCAUAGUCCAAGAGUCUCAAAUAUCAACUUCUACAAUUAAAUCUAGCGGAGAUAAAUAUCCUUGUGAUAUUUGUGGGGAAAAAUUCUCUAGAGAAAAGAAACUGCAAAGUCAUAUACAAUCACAUUACAAUCAACUUGAUGAUGAGGAUCAGAAAAGAGGUUCCAUGAAAAAACGAAAAUUAAAGUCGUAGGUUAGGGAGAAAUAUUGGACUGAGUAAUAAAGUGUUUUCGACACAGUUUGAAGCCCUGUAGAACGGAUACACCUUUGAGGGAAUAGAUGCAUACAGCUUCUAUUCCCUCAAAGGUGAAACACCCGAAUACUUUGUUUAUUUUAUUAUCUACUAUACUGUUAAAUUAUAUUACAUUUUUUGUAAAGUGCAUUUAAUAA
Pieris rapae (cabbage white) is the source of this 2370-nucleotide messenger RNA. RefSeq lists its product as uncharacterized. Bases 209 to 2173 code for a protein of 654 amino acids. The transcript is spliced from 2 exons. Gene Ontology annotation, cellular component: nucleus. The record is from RefSeq and is a predicted model, not a curated record. Gene Ontology annotation, molecular function: zinc ion binding. NCBI's taxonomy places the organism in Eukaryota, Metazoa, Arthropoda, Insecta, Lepidoptera, Pieridae.